UCGCAGCCAUCGGCGAUACGUACGGCGGCGCUUUGCUCUUACACAUGUUGACAUCCACUAUUAUGUUGACGUUGUUGGCAUAUCAGGCCACCAAGAUCACCGGCGUCAAUGUUUACGCAUUCACGGUCAUCGGUUACUUGGGCUAUGCAUUGGCGCAGGUGUUUCAUUUCUGCAUAUUUGGCAAUCGGCUGAUUGAAGAGAGCUCAUCCGUUAUGGAGGCAGCCUACUCUUGCCACUGGUAUGAUGGCUCCGAGGAGGCAAAGACUUUUGUGCAGAUCGUUUGUCAGCAGUGCCAAAAGGCGAUGUCCAUAUCGGGAGCGAAGUUCUUUACCGUCUCGUUGGAUUUGUUUGCAUCGAUGAUGCUCAUGCAGCCCACACCCCAACAACGCGUCACCAUUCGCCAGGAAUUGCGCGAACCCGAAAAUCAAUCGGACAUCGAUCGCGACAUUAAACUUGUACGUGAAUGGUUGGACACACAACCGCAUCUGCCCAAGGAUAUGGACGAUGGCCGUUUGGCCACUUUCUUGCGUGGCUGCAAAUUCAGCUUGGAGAAGGUGAAAAAGAAGCUGGACAUGUACUAUACGAUGCGCAAUGCUGUGCCAGAAUUCUUUGCCAAUCGUGAUAUUAGUCGACCUGAAUUGGCUAUGGUAUUGGAUUACUUACACUGCCCUACUCUGCCUGGUCUCACGCCUAACGGUCGCCGCAUCACCUUUGUACGCGGCAUCGAUGUCGACUUCCAAGCGCAUCACAUCAAUGACGCCGCCAAGGUGGCGCUCAUGAUCGGCGAUAUUCGUCUGCUGGAGGAGAAGGUCGGCAUUGCCGGUGAUAUUUUCAUUGUUGACGCCACACUCGCUUCGGCUCAUCAUUUUGCCAAAUUCACGCCAACUGUGAUUAAGAAAUUCCUCAUCGCCGUGCAAGAGGGAUACCCGGUGAAGGUGAAAGAGGUGCAUGUGUUCAAUAUUUCGCCAUUGGUUGACACCAUCUUCAACUUUGUGCGUCCCUUCGUAAAGGAGAAGAUCCGCAAUCGUAUCACCUUCCAUAGCAACAUCGAAAGUCUGUACAAAGCGGUGCCACGUGACUUGUUGCCCGACGAAUAUGGCGGCAAAGCUGGUUCGGUGGUCGAGUUGAACCAACAGUGGAAGAAGAAGUUGGAAGAAUACACACCUUGGUUCAAGGAACAGGAAGAUAAGAAGGCCAACGAAGCGCUGCGCCCUGGUUCGCCGAAGACUACCGAUGAUCUGUUCGGCGUGGAGGGCACUUUCCGGCAACUUAACAUCGAUUAGGUUGCUCGGCUCACUCGUAGUUGAGAUUAGUGCUAGGAUAGAACGGUUUACGGAUACGGUUGCGUUCCGCGGCUUUCUCAUGCUUUCGCCCUGGAGCUAGCUGCUGCUUUUUGUGCUCAAAUUCGUAUUAUAACUUAAAUAAACCAAUGACAUCGCUCGCUCCAUAUGUAUAAAUGACAUUCGCUUUGUGUGUGUAUACAAACACAAAUACAAUUUAUUUUUUAAUACUUACUUAUUUUUUACCAUUAUUAUUAUCAUGUUUUAUUAAUAGUGAUCCGUAUUGCCUCGUUCUUUUUUUGCUUGAAUAUGCCUUUGUGGACAUGUUUGAAACAAAUUAUUAGCUACAUUUAUAAUUUUAAUUUUAUUUCAUUUUGUUAUUGUCUUAAGUGCGCUUACCUAUGUAAGU
Messenger RNA from Rhagoletis pomonella (apple maggot), 1689 nucleotides. RefSeq names its product alpha-tocopherol transfer protein-like. NCBI's taxonomy places the organism in Eukaryota, Metazoa, Arthropoda, Insecta, Diptera, Tephritidae. Gene Ontology annotation, cellular component: membrane. Gene Ontology annotation, biological process: sensory perception of smell. The transcript is spliced from 4 exons. The record is from RefSeq and is a predicted model, not a curated record. Gene Ontology annotation, molecular function: odorant binding; olfactory receptor activity; phosphatidylinositol bisphosphate binding. Bases 45 to 1283 code for a protein of 412 amino acids.